AUGAAUUUGCCCAAGGAACGAAGUCUUUCCUCACAAACAUUCGGGGUUUAUCCUGAUCAUUACAAAUUGCCGUCGUCGCUAUGCUGUUUUCGUAUAAUGCAUUUUCAGACUGGUGUAGUAUGGCUGGCUUACGCUGAAAUGGUUUGGAUCACUUCUCAACUAUCCUAUUGGGCAGCUCAAGCUGUUACGAAUGGCUUCUCACAAGCUGUUAUCAUUAUUGGCUUUUUAUUCACUUUCUCGCAAAUAGUGUUUGUGCUGUUCCUAUUGAAAGGAGUCAAGCAAUUUCGAUCUUCCUACAUCGCUUGCUACCUGUGUGGUCUAGCAGCUAGAACUAUUUUGUAUAUAACGUUCUUGGUGGUCAUUGCCUUUGUUAACCUCGUCCCAUCUUGGAAAGAUGACGAUGAGACUACUUUGAUGUUCUUCCGUACAAAAGUAGCCAUCAAAGUAUUCAUCUGCAUAUGGUAUACCACUCUUAAAAUCUACCUUUUCAUUAUAAUUUAUCGGUUCUAUUCGUAUAUAAUUGAAACGACAGCUUAUUAUCGCUGCUCUCCUGUUGAAAAACAAUUGCCCCCGGUGAGCUUAUAA
Molecule: messenger RNA, 585 nt
Organism: Haemonchus placei
Lineage: Eukaryota; Metazoa; Nematoda; Chromadorea; Rhabditida; Trichostrongylidae
Source: the annotation of a GenBank genome assembly